Messenger RNA from Stegastes partitus (bicolor damselfish), 2119 nucleotides. RefSeq names its product isocitrate dehydrogenase [NAD] subunit alpha, mitochondrial-like. The transcript is spliced from 11 exons. The record is from RefSeq and is a predicted model, not a curated record. Lineage: Eukaryota; Metazoa; Chordata; Actinopteri; Pomacentridae. Gene Ontology annotation, cellular component: mitochondrion. Gene Ontology annotation, molecular function: NAD binding; isocitrate dehydrogenase (NAD+) activity; magnesium ion binding. Gene Ontology annotation, biological process: tricarboxylic acid cycle; isocitrate metabolic process. Bases 44 to 1147 code for a protein of 367 amino acids.
CUCCUGUCAGAGGAUCUUUGUGCGUGAGGCUCUUCCCAGCAGGAUGGCAGGCAGCGCGUGGAGGUCAAUGCUGACCCAGGUGGUGGGAGGCGCCGUGAGGAGACCGGCUCUGUCCUCAGCUUCCUUUUCCAGAGGGAUGCAGACGGUCACUCUGAUUCCAGGGGAUGGAAUCGGUCCAGAGAUCUCGACGGCGGUCAUGAAGAUCUUUGAGGCAGCCAAAGCUCCCAUCAGGUGGGAGGAGAGGAACGUCACUGCCAUCAAAGGGCCCGGCGGCAGGUGGAUGAUCCCUCCUGACGCCAAGGAGUCCAUGGACCGGAGCAAGAUCGGCCUGAAAGGACCCCUGAAGACGCCCAUCGCUGCCGGACACCCGUCCAUGAACCUGCUGCUCAGGAAAACCUUUGACCUGUACGCCAACGUGCGGCCCUGCGUCUCCAUCGAGGGCUACAAGACUCCGUACACCGACGUCAACCUGGUCACCAUCCGGGAGAACACGGAGGGAGAGUACAGCGGCAUCGAACACGUGAUCGUGGACGGUGUUGUUCAGAGCAUCAAACUGAUCACUGAGAACGCCAGCAGACGGAUCGCAGAAUACGCCUUCGAAUACGCCAGAAACAACCAAAGAAACAGCGUGACGGCCGUCCACAAAGCCAACAUCAUGCGAAUGUCAGACGGUCUGUUUCUGAGAAAAUGUCGUGAGGUGGCCGAGAACUACAAAGACAUCAAGUUCACUGAGAUGUACCUGGACACUGUGUGCCUCAAUAUGGUUCAGGAUCCGACCCAGUUCGACGUCCUCGUCAUGCCCAACCUGUACGGAGACAUCCUGAGUGAUCUGUGUGCUGGUCUGAUUGGAGGACUCGGAGUGACGCCCAGCGGCAACAUCGGCGCCAACGGAGUCGCCAUCUUCGAAUCGGUCCAUGGUACCGCCCCGGACAUCGCCGGCAUGGACCUGGCCAACCCGACCGCCCUGCUGCUCAGCGCCGUCAUGAUGUUGCGUCACAUGGGUCUCCAUGACUACGGCAACAAGAUCCAGACGGCCUGCUUCGACACCAUCAGGGACAAGAAGGUUCUCACCAAGGAUCUGGGAGGAAACUCAAAGUGCUCAGAGUUUACAGCUGAUAUCUGCCGUCGUGUUCAAGAUCUGGACUGAAGCUGAAGGAAGGAGGUCGCUGUGGGAGCCUCACCUGUCUCACCUGGCUCACCCUCCUCCCCCGCUGACUGGUCGUACCUCUCUGGGGCUGCAGGGAAACGGUCGGUGGGAGGCUUUCAGACGUCGCUUCAUAUGUUCAGAAAUGAUUGCUGUAGAGGGGUGUGGCUUGUGUGGAGGGGGCGGGGCUUCUGCAGCUGCAGCUUCAUGUGUCGCUAACAUUCACAGCAAACGUACGCACAAUAAUCUCACCUGACCAGGAAUGAGGUGAACCUGCAGUCGCUGAACAUGAGAUCCCAUCAGCGCUCUGCUCCUCUUACAUAUUUGGUAUUUUUUUAACGGUAGUGCUGCAUCUGUUAUUUAUUAUUUCUACUUGUUACUGCUGUCUUCACCUCCAGAUCCAGAAAUAUACAAGGUUCUAAAGCAACACGGCUCCUGUCCCUCUGUUUCCAGCUUCAGUGCUUCUGGUGACGUCUGCUGAUCUUAACUGUUGGCUUUGAUUGCUUGGAUUGAUGUUCUUUAUCUUUGGAAACGAGUUCACAGCUUCAGUCUGUAAAGCUCCCAGCAGCACAGCGACAUGAACCAACAGCAGAAAUAUGAUCCGGGUUAAAGCCUGGACACAGGAAGUUACGCUGCAACACAUCCACACACAGCUGAUUAGACAGGAACACAAGCUAACAGACGAACCUGAACGCUUUCUUUAGGUCUGCUUGUCUCAAAGCUGCAGAGAUGAAGUUUAGUUUAUGAGUCUGUGAAACGAGUUCAGUAAUGAAUCUGUGCAGCUGCUGCGACGUUCCUCCAUCAGGGUCCAGGUCCAACAAACACCAGCAUGACAGAGUUCAGAAGAUGAAACGUCACAGAGGCUUUCCUCCAGACCGGAUCCGGAAACCUGACCUGCUGCUUCCAGCAUCGGUGUGAAGACAUACUAUGGGAUGUUGUGGAGCAGGUUUAGAAAUAAAGUUGAAUGUGAAUUGA